AUGAUUCUUACUCCGCCAGAAUGGGGCCGCGAGAUGAUGCCCAUCCCGGAAUCCACCCCGAUCUACGACUUCCUAAUGCAAAGAGACAAUCGCCACCUCUACAACUGGGUCGAAGAUAGUAAGACUCUGAUCUGCGGGCUUUCUGGAAACUCUUAUACGCUUCAUGUCAUUCACACGCGCGUUGAGGCUCUAGCGCGCAGCCUCAGUCACGAAUUGGGCUGGGCUCCGAACUCCGGAUCGCCCGAGGAUAAGGUUGUUGGGAUCUUCAGUUUCAAUACGCUUGACUACCUCGUUGCGUCUUGGGCGAUUCAUCGCGUCGGCGGCACCUGUUUACUCCUGCACCCAACAAGCUCGGCGGCUGAGAUCAAGCGGCACAUUAGCAUCACUCAAUGUCGCGUGCUAUUUACUUGCCGGUCGCUGCUGACCACAUCAAACCAGGUCCUGGCGGAGCGCGGAGUACUCGACCACAAGGUCUUUCUGCUUGAGCUUCCUGAUGAGCUCGGCAAAAUGCCUAGUCUGCCGGACCAGGCACAGAAGACGGUGGAGCAGUUGGUUCAGCAGGGAUCAUCUCUCCCGCCGAUCGAGCCGUUGAGAUGGAAGCUCGGACAGGGCCGCGAGCAGGUGGCUUAUCUAUGUCCAACCAGUGGAACAUCAGGAUUGCAGAAACUUGCUCAGAUUACCCACUACAACAUCAUUGCCAAUGUGAUCCAGUCCGCCACUUUCGAGUCCCGUCAGAAAAAUGGCAGCACCGAGAUUGCGCUGGGGUUUCUUCCACUGAGCCACAGUUAUGGCUUGAUUUUGGCGCACUUGACAGUAUGGCGUGGCGACACAUAUAUUUUGCAGGCUAGCUUCGACAUGCAAGCAGCUCUUGGUGCGAUUCAACAGUAUAAGAUUGAGAGACUUUACCUAGUUCCUCCUAUCAUUUCUGCGAUGGUGAACAACCCGUUCCUUUUCGAGCUGUUUGAUCUGUCUUCGGUCAAAUCCGUCGUCACAGGCUCCGGGCCAUUUGGAGCCCGCUUAGCAGAAGCUUUGCGCAAGAUUCGCCCAUCCUGGCAAGUCCUUCCGGGCUACGGUCUCACGGAAACUGCUGUCAUUAUUUCCGUGGCUCAUCCCGACUACAUGUACGUUGGCACUGAUGGCUGCCUCCUACCGGGAGUGGAAGCCAGACUGAUCGAUUCCGAGGAUCACGAGGUAGAUGCGUACGACCAGCCCGGCGAGCUGUAUCUCCGAUCCCCUAGCAACAUGAAAGGAUACUUGGGCCAAGAGGAGGCCACUAAAGAAGUCUUUGACGAGCAGGGCUGGCUGCGCACAGGUGAUAUCGCCGUCUUCCGUAUCCAGGAGAAAGAUGGCAAAAAGACAACGUACCUGGACAUUGUUGAUCGCAAGAAAGACAUCAUGAAGGUCAAGGGAAUGCAGGUUGCCCCGGUUGAGAUCGAGUCGCACUUGGCAGCGCACCCGGCCGUGGCCGAAGUGGCGGUUGUUGGUGUUCGCGACGAAGAUGCUGGCGAAAGACCGUACGCUUUCAUUGUCCGGUCUCCCACAGUAAUGACAGAUACAGACGAAGAGACCCUCAAGGCUGAGCUAAAUCAGCUCAUUGAGGGAGCACUGAGCGAGCCUCACUGGUUGCGAAAGAACAUUACGUUCGUGGACGAAUUCCCGAAAAGCAGUAAUGGAAAGCCUCUGAAGUACAAGCUACGGCAGGGCCUGGUAGCUAAUUGA
Molecule: messenger RNA, 1719 nt
Organism: Penicillium chermesinum
Lineage: Eukaryota; Fungi; Ascomycota; Eurotiomycetes; Eurotiales; Aspergillaceae
Product: NRPS-like protein biosynthetic cluster
Exons: 5
Coding region: 1-1719 (572 amino acids)
Molecular function (GO): CoA-ligase activity
Source: RefSeq, a predicted model, not a curated record